This is a messenger RNA of Carica papaya (papaya), 2384 nucleotides long. It is a transcript of the gene SUF4, whose product is annotated as zinc finger (C2H2 type) family protein. Gene Ontology annotation, molecular function: DNA binding. NCBI's taxonomy places the organism in Eukaryota, Viridiplantae, Streptophyta, Magnoliopsida, Brassicales, Caricaceae. Gene Ontology annotation, cellular component: nucleus. The record is from RefSeq and is a predicted model, not a curated record. Gene Ontology annotation, biological process: regulation of DNA-templated transcription.
CGGUCAUUCAAAGCCAAUCGUGACCAACGGAAUAAAAUAAAUAAAUAAAAGCAAAUUCAGAGAUCCAGCCUCAGGAUUCAGAGAAACAGAAACCCUAGUAAUGAAAUUUUAGAUCACCCAUCCCAAUAUAAGAGAGAAUUAUACAAGCUAUUAAUUUUAGGACCGUCGAGAGGUUGAUACCCAGGGAAGCUAAAUGGGGAAGAAGAAGAAGAGAGUGUCCUCCAAGGUUUGGUGCUAUUACUGCGACAGGGAAUUCGACGACGAGAAGAUUCUGGUGCAGCACCAGAAGGCCAAGCACUUCAAGUGCCAUGUCUGCCACAAGAAGCUCUCCACGGCCGGUGGCAUGGCCAUCCACGUCCUCCAGGUCCAUAAAGAGGCCGUUAACAAGGUUCCUAAUGCAAAACCUGGUAGAGAGUCAACCGAUAUUGAAAUAUAUGGAAUGCAAGGAAUCCCACCCGAUAUCUUGGCUGCUCAUUAUGGAGAAGAAGAUGAAGAUGCACCAGCAAAAGUUCCCAAAGUGGAUUUUCCAUCUGCUCAGCUCAUCGGUGGUGCAGUGCCAGGACUUGGUGUUGCAUAUCCUCAAUCAACUUUUGCUGCAGUGCAACCAAUUUAUGGUUCUACAGUACCUGUGCCCCCUGCAGGUUGGCCAGUUCCUCCUCGUCCACCAUGGUACCCACAGCCUCCAACAAUUUCUGUUCCUCCACCUGCUCCAAUAGGAUAUGCUCAACAACCAUUGUUUCCUGUUCAAAAUGUUAGAGCUCCACCUCCAUCAACUUCUUCACCUGCAGUCCAACCUUCACAAGUUACUCCUCCUGGACUGCCCUCAUCUACACCUCCUGCUCCUGUGGCACAACCAUUGUUCCCUGUUGUUAGCAACAGUAUACCUACUCAAAGUUCACCAUUUUCAGCUCCUUUGCCGACAACUGUUCCACCAAACUCACUUGCAGAAGUCAAAGUCUCAGUUGAUCUGCAUUCGGUUAACUUUACUGUCACAAGUGGCUACCAUACCCCAGGUACAUUAGUCAACUCACAUUCUUAUGCUUCGGGUCCAAAUACAGGUGGUCCUUCAAUUGGACCACCCCCUGUGAUUGCAAACAAAGCUCCUGCUACUCAACCUGCUGUCAAUGAGGUCUAUUUAGUAUGGGAUGAUGAGGCAAUGUCCAUGGAAGAAAGAAGAAUGUCGUUAUCCAAGUAUCAGGUGCAUGAUGAAACUAGCCAGGUAAGUUAUAACUACCUCUUUAAAGUAUGGAGUUGCUUUGAGCAUCUAACCAGAUGGGUAGGUGUUAUGCUUUGUGUUCUCAGAUACAAUUGUUUAAGUUCAGUGCAUUAUUAGAGAGGUAUUUCUAUAUGAAUUCCCAUUUGUUUCAUCCUUUUUUCAAAAUGAAAACAAAUAGAGUGGAAUAUUUGAGCGUUUCAAUAAAGUUUCUUUUGAUUUCAAACUGAUGUUGAUGGGCAUGCUGUUUAAUUAAAACUGCCAUAUCUCCGGUUUGCACGCAAUGCCUUCAACUGUGUGCGCGUGAAAAGAUUCAAGUAGGUAUUUACUUUAUUUUUGCUGGUAAUUAGUAGUCAUUUACAAUUUUGACAAGCUUGCUGGAAUCGACCUGAGGGAUUCUCCCGUCUAUCAUGACACUCAGUAAAGACGCAACUGUAUGUAUUUGCUCUUAAAAUUUGGAAUGAUUUCUUAUUCUCCCUAUGCUUGAUUCAAAAAGUGUGGGAUUUUUGGGUUGGAACAAGAUCAUAGAAAGAUUUUUGUCCACCCGUUGCAUUUGCAAAUUAUUUUUAUGAUCGCACAGUGAAAUCAGACUUGGCCCAGGUCAGCUUCUUCUGCAUAAGUUUGCUAUCUCCUGCAUAGGAUCAAAGUUUAUUACAUGCCGACAGUGAAGCUUCAAUAAUUCCUUUCUGAUCAUAAUGUAUGUAUGGUCCUGUUUCAGAUGAGCUCAAUUGAUGCAGCUAUUGAUAGAAGGAUAUCAGAAAGCAGGCUUGCUGGUCGAAUGGCAUUUUAGUUUAACACUGGAGGGGUUUGCAGAGAUGCUAGGGGUUUGCAGAGAUGCUCAUUCCUCAGCAGGAACCUUACAAUAGAGAGUCCAGAUGUUUAGGAGUUUUUGUUGUUAUUCUUUGAAGAAGUGAGGUAGGGGAGUCAUUAUUUUUUUGAAAGAUUGGAGAUUGGAGGAUUAAUCUUUCUAUUCCUCCCUUCCCCCGACCCAAGAAAAAAUGGAGGGUUGUCAGGAGCAAAAGACCUUUGGAUAUUAUUAGGUUUUUGUGGAUUUCAUUGUUUUAAUAACAUGUUAGAGAACAGUUUUUGCGUUGUACCUGGAGUUAAAUCUUAGCUUAGAAACAAUGUUACCCCAGUAACUUGUUCUCAUUAGUGUCACUGUUUGUUGCCA